Molecule: messenger RNA, 2514 nt
Organism: Amyelois transitella
Lineage: Eukaryota; Metazoa; Arthropoda; Insecta; Lepidoptera; Pyralidae
Product: IQ and ubiquitin-like domain-containing protein
Exons: 5
Coding region: 1-2514 (837 amino acids)
Biological process (GO): cilium assembly
Cellular component (GO): acrosomal vesicle; motile cilium
Molecular function (GO): protein binding
Source: RefSeq, a predicted model, not a curated record
AUGUAUAUAAACCGUACCAUUGGAAUCGCUCCAGACCCAGACUGUUUAAAGGGAGUAGUCGCGUGCCAAUGCGAAUUAGGUCGAGAGAAGCUGCUCACAGCUCCGCCUUAUAAACGAUUAUCCUCGCCGCCUGAAGAUGAUGCAAAAUCAAGGUAUUCCACCGCGCCGUGCGUCAGAGAUCUUGAACAGUACAAGUGCCCCAUCAGCCAUAUCCUGGUCACAUUCAAGGCUCCGCUGCACCCCAACGAAGUGUUCAAUAAAGUCUUCCCAGCGAAUACGCAAAUAAAAUUUGUCAAACGUAAACUAGCUAGACUGCUCUCCGUGUCAAAUAACAAUCUUCUUCUAACUAAAAAUAGAACUAUAUUGAAGGAUGCCAGCGUUUUAUCUGACCUGAAGACUGAUGCCCUUGGCAACUUAGUAAUCGAUGUGUUCACUAAAGACUCGGAAGAUUUUGCUUUAUCCACGAUACCAAAAGAAUCUUAUGUCCACGAACUUCUUCACUCAGUCAUACCCAAGAAAAAGACAAUGCCUUUUAUAGCCAUUAAAUUUAGAGUGAUCAAUCAAAAUGAAACAUUUACUCGCUCUUAUCAUUCUAUUAUUAAGAUCCACGAAAUAAAAAAGAAUUUGGCGGGAAUUUUUCAAGUAGACCCCGACAAUUUGGUGUUGGUAAGAGGAGAACGUACGCUAAAAGAUAGAAUGGCUUUAUUAGAUUUAGAUUACAACAAGUAUGGCAUAGUAGAAGUGGAGCUGUUGACAAAGAAUAAUGAAACCUUAAAUUUGGAGAAGCUUUACAAAGAAAUAGCUGUGAAUGAUGUUUUAACUGUGACGGUCCCAUUUGGUAGCAGUCUGAAACAAAUAAAUGUCGAAGUGUUUUCAGAACCUAUCAAAAAGCCUUAUCUUGGGGGAUACAGAAAUGUUCACACAGGAACAGAGUAUCAUCAUGCUUACACUCAAACACCUCAGAAGCCAGAGAAAUUACCCCCUGAAAAGAAAUCGUGCAGGGACACGCAAACGGCUGAAGAAAAAGAAAAAAUAUUCGACACAGCCUACAGCAGAGCCACACAGAUGAAUACAGUGCACGCCUAUAUCCCGAGUGUGACUGACAGGAUCGUAGUGCCGAAGCCUUACGAGACUUAUGAAGAAAUGAUAAUCCGCCUGAACCACAACCACUACGCUUCGGUCAUUCAGCGUGCCUUCAGACAUCACCAGUUUCGGCAAAAAGUCGAUAGAUGGCUUCGGGAGUGCCGAGAACGAAUAGAAAGAAUGAAGGAAGAAGAUCGUUUGGAGCGAGAGGCGAUGGAUCGGCGAUUGCGCAAGGACCUCAUCACCAAAACAUAUCCUAGAACGCGUGAAGACUUCGAUCAAUUGUAUGCAAUGGUGGAUCGCUGGAAGCACGCUGAAAUUGCUAGGAUUUCACAAUUACACGCCAAAGGCCCUAAAAUUGCAGAAUUUACGCUGCUUCUUGAUAAAGAAGUGGAACUGCUUCGUUGUAUCGAAUCUUAUAGAGUAAAAGUAAAGGAAGACAGUCGCAAAAUAAAGGAAAAGAAGUUCCUUGAAGAAAUUUCUAAACCAGUCGCAUGGUAUGGAAGAGAUGGAAAAUUGAUAACAAUGGAUACUAUUGAAAUACAGAAAGCAAGGAAACUUAAAGAACUUUACAAUUCCUUUAUUCGUGAUGACUUGGAUGUGAAAGACCGUAUGGAGCUUAUCGUCAAUAUGAAAUUUGCUUUGCAAGAAUUCCGUCACUAUUUGGCUGAGGAAAUAAUAACGCUUUUGGAUAGAGAAUGUGACCUUCUAGUUCGGAGGUGUAACGAUCAUCAGCUCGAGUUCCUCAGACGCAGGACUGCCGCCAGUGUGUACCAAUUGAUAAAGAAUUCGGAGCUCAACUCGGGGGUGACCAAAUGCAAAGAUAUCCGAGACUUUAGAAAGAUGGAGCACGGCAGACUUCAUUUCUGUGAGUUGUGUCACCAGGUGAAACUAUUUUCGGAAUUCCCUAUCAAUACGAGAAUGAGUGGAUUUUUGAUUUGCACGUCGUGUUCGUGGAAGGACGUAACUGAACGAUUAUGGAUUGACAUGGCGCCUUAUAGGUUCAUACUGCGCGCAGUGCAGCGCGAUGAACGCCGCCGUAAAUGUUGGGGAUCUCUCGCUUUCGUUCUUCGAGAUAGGGAUGUGUUCUUCAUUGUGGAGAAGUUGUGGCAUGCACACUCUGCUAUCAGCGAAUGCAACGACUUGACUGAGCUGAGAUUGUGUCGUUGGCACGUGCACGAGGACUGGUCUCCAUGGAACUGUUUCCUCGUUACCGUACAAGAGAUGAAAGCGCACCUGAAACUCGAAGUUCCUGAGGAUGUUUAUGAUGAGGAGUUGGUACAGAAGGUAGCAAAUAAGCAUAAGCUUGCCAAGGCAAAUUUCGAGCAACUUUUAACAGUGAACAAGCGUUACACGGAAACAGGCGAAUGGCAGGGCGUCAGAGCGCCCGCAGUCGCGCGAGUGGACGCUAUAGAACCUUUGUGUUCUUAA